GGGUUAUGUGGUCCCGGUCUGAAUUCGCUGGGAGGCAUAGGAAGGUCCGGACACGAAUUCAGCCAUAUUCCACACUCUUGGCUUGAUAGGUAGCCAGCGGCGCCGGGUUGCAGUAGCUAAAAAGGAGGAUCCACAUACGAAAAGUAGCCUUUCUUUUAACAAUCGUGUUUAAUAUUUUUGUCGUGGAAACAAAAUAGCUGGCUUUUGUGCUUUAGGUCGCAUUCCAAACCGGAUCGAAUGGAAGGUGUAUGAAUCUGAGCUUUGAUCGACGGGAAAACCAGACAUCCCAUAUUAACUGGCAAGUGGGGAUUUUUUAGGAUUAAGGCGAAUGGGCCUCGAAUAUAAGCGAGAGGAACAUGAACACAACGUGAGCAACCGGAACGCGUCGAGCUUGGAAAAAUAAAAACUAAAUUAUUUUAGCUAGUCGAUUUUGUAGGCUACUUAAGCGAGCUAGCAAGCAAGGUAGCUGGCGGCUAACGUUAACGUUAGUUAGCAAGAGGUUUCAGUCUUCGAUUUCCGUGCCCCGUAUUUGCUAAAUAAAUUGCUUUUUUGUUUGCGUAAUUGCGAAGCAGGUUCAUCACUGCGCCCCGUAACAGAUUUUUUGGGGUGUUCUUCAUUCUUGGGGAAAGGGAGUGGUAACUGGUUUAAAGAACAUGUCAGCAAAGGUGAGGCUGAAGAAGUUGGAGCAGUUGCUCCUGGGCGGCCGCCAGAAGAAUGAGACGUCCUUAAGCGUGGAAACACUUCUGGAUAUUUUAAUAUGUUUAUACAACGAAUGUAGCAACUCGCCUUUAAAACGGGAGAAACAUGUGGCGGACUUUCUGGAAUGGGUGAAGCCGUUCACCACCACGGUGAAGCAGAUGAGGCUGCACAGGGACGACUUCGAGAUGCUCAAGGUGAUCGGAAGAGGGGCCUUCGGAGAGGUCGCCGUGGUGAAGAUGAAAAACACCGAGCGCGUGUACGCCAUGAAGAUCCUGAACAAGUGGGAAAUGCUGAAGAGAGCCGAGACCGCCUGCUUCCGUGAGGAGAGGAACGUACUGGUGAACGGGGACUGCCAGUGGAUCACCCGGCUGCACUACGCCUUCCAGGACGACAACUACCUGUAUUUGGUGAUGGACUACUACGUCGGAGGGGACCUGUUGACGCUGCUCAGCAAGUUCGAGGACCGGCUCCCGGAGGACAUGGCCCGGUUCUACGUGGCCGAGAUGGUCCUGGCCAUCCACUCCAUCCACCAGCAGAAUUACGUUCACCGAGACAUUAAACCGGACAACGUGCUGCUGGACCUGAACGGCCACAUCCGCCUGGCUGACUUUGGCUCCUGUCUGAAGAUGAUGGAGGAUGGCACGGUGCAGUCCUCGGUCGCCGUGGGGACGCCGGACUACAUCUCCCCGGAGAUCCUGCAGGCCAUGGAGGACGGGAAGGGGAAGUACGGGCCCGAGUGCGACUGGUGGUCCCUGGGGGUGUGCAUAUACGAGAUGCUGUACGGGGAGACGCCCUUCUACGCCGAGUCGCUGGUGGAGACCUACGGCAAGAUCAUGAACCACGAGGAGCGCUUCCAGUUCCCGUCCCACAUCACGGACGUGUCGGAGGACGCCCGGGACCUGAUCCAGAGGCUGGUGUGCAGCCGGGGCCAGCGGCUGGGCCAGCGCGGCAUCCAGGACUUCCAGGCGCACCCCUUCUUCCGCGGCAUCGACUGGGAGAGCAUCCGCAGCGCCGAGGCGCCCUACGUCCCCGACGUCAGCUCCCCCACCGACACCUCCAACUUCGACGUGGACGAGGACGUGCUCAAGAACCCGGACCUGGGCCCUCCCAUCUCCCACACUGGGUUCUCUGGUCAGCACCUGCCCUUCGUGGGCUUCACGUACACCACAGACAGCCCUUUCUCCGACCGCGGCUGCCUGAACCCGGCCACGCCCGCCGAAGGGGAGGUGGAACCGGACGGGGAGGGAGAAGGGGAGGGAGAGGAGGAGGGGGAGGGCGGCCCCAAGACGCAGGUCUUCGAGAAGAGGAUUCAGCGGCUGGAGCAGGAGAAGAUGGAGCUGAACCGCAAGCUGCAAGAAUCCACCCAGGCUCUGAACGGCUCAGGUAAAGCGAUAGGGACCGUUGGCCGGGACAAGGAGAUGAAGAAGCUGAACGAGGAGAUCGAGCGCCUGAAGAAGAAACUGGCAGAUUCCGACCGGUUGGAACACCAGCUGGAGGAGGCGGUCACCUUGCGGCAGGGGUACGAGAGCUCCGCCUCCAAACUGAAGUCCCUGGACAAACAGGUUGCGGCGCUCGCGCUGGAGAAAGAGGACAUCCAGAAGCAACUGGCGGAGGCGCAGGAGCGGGCGCGGCUGCAGGCGCAGGAGCUGAAGGAGGCGCAGCAGCAGCGCAAGCGGGCGCUGCAGGAGUCGUCGGAGCAGAGCGAGCGCGCCACCGAGCUGCGCUCGCACAAGCAGCGGCUCGCCCGCCAGCUCCGCGACAAGGAGGAGGAGAUGGACGCCACGCUGCACAAGAUGGACGCCAUGCGGCAGGACAUCCGCAAGACCGAGAAGGCCCGCAAGGAGGUGGAGGCGCUGCUGGAGGACUCCAAGGCGGAGGCGUCCAAGGAGCGCAAGCUGCGGGAGCACAGCGAGUCCUACUCCAAACAGCUGGAGAGAGAGCUGGAGAAGAUGAAGCAGGGGAGCAGGCGGGGGUCGGGCCUGGGCCCGGAGACGCAGCAGGAGCUGUCCAGGGCCAAGUCGGACCUGGACAAGAAGGUGCUGUUCUACGAGGAGGAGCUGCUCCGCCGCGAGGCCUCCCACUCCAGCGAGCUGAAGAACCUCCGCAAGGAGCUGCAGGAGGCCGAGGCCCAGCACGCCUCCCUGCAGAAGGAGCUCACCCUGCUCAGGGACAAGCUGGAGAAGACCGAGCGGGAGAGGCAAAGCGAAAUGGACGAGGCGCUGGCCAACCUCAAGGAGAAAUACGACCGGGAACGGGACAAUCUGACCGAGGACAACCGCAGGCUGACCAGCGAGACCGACAGGCUGUGCACGUUCGUGGACAAGCUGACCGCGCAGAACCAGCAGCUGGAGGACGAGCUGCAGGACCUGGCCGCUAAGAAGGAGAGCGUGGCGCACUGGGAGGCCCAGAUCGCGGAAAUCAUUCAGUGGGUGAGCGAUGAGAAGGACGCCCGGGGCUACCUCCAGGCCCUGGCCACCAAGAUGACCGAUGAGCUGGAGUCACUACGGAGCUCCAACCUGGGCUCCCGGACACUGGAUCCCCUGUGGAAGGUGCGUCGCAGUCAGAAGCUGGACAUGUCGGCCCGGCUGGAGCUGCAGUCGGCGCUGGACGCGGAGAUCCGGGCCAAGCAGCUGGUGCAGGAGGAGCUCCGCAAAGUCAAGGGAACCAACAUCUCCUUCGAGAGUAAACUGAAAGAGGCGGAGGCCAAAAACCGGGAGAUGGCGGAUCAGCUGGAGAGCGUGAAGAAGGAGCUGGAGGAGAGCCGGACCCGGACAGACAAAGGGUUAAAGCUUCCCAGCUUUCAGGAUUCUCUGUUUGAUUACUUCAGCACCUCCCCCUUCUCCCAGGACCUGACCAGGUCCAGCUCCGUCAGCGAGUCUCCCAAGUCCGACAUCCCCUCCAGGUCAUCGAGGACCUCCGAGCAGGACGAGCCCCUGAAGUCCCCCUCAGCUGCCCCUGUGGCCACACCCCCUGCGUACCAGUCAUCGCUGAAGUCCUCCCCAAAGCCCAAAGCGCAUCAGCUGAGCAUCAAGACCUUCUCCAGCCCCACCCAGUGCAGCCACUGCUCCUCCCUGAUGGUGGGCCUCCUCCGUCAGGGCUACGCCUGCGAAGUGUGCUCCUUCAUCUGUCACGUGUGCUGCAAGGACAGCGCCCCCCAGGUGUGCCCCAUCCCCCCGGAGCAGGCCAAGAGGCACCUGGGCGUGGACAUGCAGAGGGGGAUCGGCACGGCCUACAAGGGCUUCGUCAGGGUCCCGAAGCCCUUGGGGGUGAGGAAGGGCUGGCAGAGGGCCUACGCUGUGGUGUGCGACUGCAAGCUCUUCCUGUACGACGUGCCUGAGGGCAAAGCCACCCAGCCCGGCGUGGUGGCCAGUCAGGUGCUGGACCUCAGAGACGAGGAGUUCACCGUGAGCUCCGUGCUGGCCUCGGACGUCAUCCACGCCACGCGCAAGGACAUCCCCUGCAUAUUCAGGGUGACGUCGUCGCUGCUGAGCUCGCCGCGGCGCUCGGCGUCCCUCCUGGUGCUGGCCGAGAGCGAGGCGGAGAAGCGCAAGUGGGUGGGCAUCCUGGAGGGGCUGCAGACCAUCUUCGCCAAGAACAACCUGAAGCUGCGCCCGGCGCUCAGCCUGCGGGAGGCCUACGACAGCAGCCUGCCCGCCAUCAAGACCGCGCUGUCGGCCGCCGUCGUGGACCGGGAGCGCGUUGCCCUGGGAACGGAGGACGGCCUCUACGUGAUCGAAGUCAACAAAGACGUCAUCGUCCGGGCGACCGACUCCAAGAAGGUGCAGCAGAUCGAGCUGAUCCCCAAGGAGCGGCUGGUGGUCCUGCUCUGCGGGCGCAACCGCCACGUCCACCUGCACCCGUGGGGGGCGCUGGAGGGCGCCGAGGCCGCCUUCGACAUCAAGCUGGCCGAGACCAAGGGCUGCCAGGCGCUGGCGGCGGGGUGCCCCCGGCCCGGCGCCCCCUCCUGCCUGCUGGCGGGCGUCAAGCGGCUGGUGCUGUGCUACGAGGCCGGGGGGCCCCGCCCGCACCACCGCAAGCUGUGGGAGGUGCAGGCGCCGGGCGUGGUCCAGUGGCUGGGCUUCCUGCGCGGGCGCGUCUGCGUGGGCUACCCGUCGGGCUUCGCCCUGCUCAGCCUGCAGGGGGAGUCGUCGCCCGUCAGCCUGGUCAACCCCACCGACACGUCGCUGUCCUUCCUGGGCCAGCAGCCGCUGGACGCCCUGCACGCCCUGGAGGUGGGCGCCGGGGAGCACCUGCUCUGCUUCAGCCAGCUGGGCGUCUACGUGGACCUGCAGGGCCGGCGCUCCCGCUCCCAGGAGCUCAUGUGGCCGGCCACGCCCCUCGCCUGCAGCUCCAACUCCACCUUCCUGAGUGUCUACAGCGACUAUGGCAUCGACGUCUUCAACAUCAACACCAUGGACUGGGUCCAGACCCUCUCUCUGAGAAAGAUUCGGCCUCUGAAUUUGGACGGCAGCCUGAACCUGCUGGGCUCGGAGCAGCCGCACCUCGUGUACAGCAGCAGCUCCUCCUCAGAGGGUCCUGACCUGGCCAUUCCCGAGACGUCUGAUAACAGCAAGAAGGUGAUGAUGAGAACGCGCAGCAAGAGGAAGUUCCUCUUCAGAGUGCCUGAUGAAGAGCGUCUUCAGCAGAGGAGAGAGAUGCUGAGGGACCCAGAACUCAGGUCCAGGAUGAUCUCCAACCCCACCAACUUCAGCCACGUGGCACACGUGGGCCCUGGAGACAGCAUGCAUGUCCUGAUGGACCUGCCCCUGGUAAGGGCGCCCCCUGCAGGCCCGGGGGAGGCUCAGUGCGAAUCCCCCCUCCCCUCCCCCUCCCGACCCCACCCCCUAAUUUCUCCUCCGACCAACUUUGAGCACGUCUAUCACAUGACUCCCAUCAGCGCCGAGCUCUAUCUGCAGAAAGAGCCUGCCUCCCUGCCUGGCCUGCCGCAGAUCUCCUCCUCCUCCUCCUCUCCUUCGACUUCCUCUUUAGGAAGGGUAGGCUUGCCCCCUUGCCAGGAUGAAUCCAGGGAGAGGACUCGGCCUGCCUCUGUUCUUUCGCGGCAGCAGAGGAGCAGGUCCUACAUGCCCCGCACUACCUCUGGAAGCUUAGACUAUGGCGGUGCAGGGCUGUCUCGGAAUGUCUGGGAUCCAGACCUGGAAUUUGAUAGAGAGCCGGACUCGGACUCCACCAAGCACUCCACCCCCUCCAACAGCUCCAAUCCCAGCAGCCCCCCUAGCCCCAACUCGCCCCACCGGAGCCAGCUGACCCUGGACGGGGUCGACCCCGCGACCCUGGACGGCUGAUGAGGCCCCGCCCGCUCAGCCGUGAGCUCCCUCUGCCCGAAGGCCGCCGACGAAAGACUCUGGCUCUCAUUACCCACACACCCCCCCACCCCACCCCACCCCCACCCGACCCCUUCCCCGCCAAAUUAAUUUUAUCAUCCCGACCCGAUAGAAGCGUGGCUACUCAGGUUGCGGUGGCCCACGCCACCAAAGUACUGAUAACGAGCUCCCCCCGCUAGUGCCACUGCCACCAAUGGCCUUCAGCUGGGCGGGGCUUAUUUCCAUCAUGUGCUGUGGUCAGUUAGCUCGCUCGACGGCUGCCUCUCUCAGCGCUCCGGCUGCUUUUAAACAAUGCGCUUUUUAUCACUGCCAGUGAGGAGGCGGGUCUCAGGGUGCUCGGACCGAGACAGUGUUUAGCCAAUCCCCUCAGACCCUCUCUAUCAGCAGAAACUGCACCCUCUGCAGGCCAGAAAAUGUCAUUUCAGCUACAGCACAUGGAGCUUAACACCCCAUCGCAGUGUAACCGGUGCAGUUCUUUUUUUGGUUUUUACAUAUGCUUAGAUCAUGAAUAAAGGGAGGCCAGUACUGAAGUGUAAUAAUAAUAAUAAUAAUGGUAAUGAAAUGUCCUAAUUAUAGAUACAAAAAAGUGAAAGAACGGCUGUGUAUAUUUUUUUAAUGUAUAGUAUUUUUAUGGAGACGAUUGCUCCAGAUGGUGAGCCAAGUUAGAGAUGCGUUAGGAGGGGAUGUGAUCGUUUCCCGGGUGCACAUCCCCUGCACCCCCAAUCCUGCUCCCUCUUCUCCUGCUUAACCCCGCCCCUCCCCCCCCCUUUCUGCCACCACACUCCCCAGAACUGUGGUGUGGGUGUCCAUGGGCAGAUUGCACCAUUGUACAUAAAGCAUAUACGCUCCACCAGUGUACAUACAGAAUAUACGCUUUACUAAGAGGGACUGUUUUUAGGACCCUUGGUUCUCGGUAAGCCUUUGCUAAUUUUAUCUCGCCUGCAGGUGAUACACCUGUUGCCAAAAAAAAUAAAAAAUAAAAAAUGUAAACAGAAUGCCAGCUAAGGAAUUUGUAAAUGCCGACCAUUUAAGCCAGGAGGAACGUCACUACAUCCUUCCUAGGUUCAUACUAGCUCCCCCAAGAGGCAGCUGCUUUUGUUUGUCACAUGAUUAUACGCAGAAGGACCCGUGGCACGACUCGCAAUCUUUCACGCAUUCGCCUGUGCAACACCCACUGUGGCCAUUAAUCCACCUGGCCACAAGGUGGUGCUGUUGUGACCUUUUCGCUUCUUGAAUUAAGAAUUAAUCGGCGUGUUUGCGGACACAUUUCUGGACGGACAUGUGUAAAAGGGCGUGAAUUGCAUACCUAGUUACUCACACACGUGCCUUCGUUGCCAGUUGUAUAACAGUUCUGCGUUUCAGUAACAUUACAGGCUAGAUGUAUCGUACAAAUGCUGGUCAUCGCGGGGAGUUUCCGGAAAACGUACCGAACUUUAACAUUUUAUUUUGGGAGAGCCCUUGGUUGUUUCACAGGAAUACUUACUUAUUUUUACCCCUCCCGUCCUCCCCUUUCAGCUUCUAAAAUGGGACUUUAUUCAUCAAGAUGGGACUGCUUUUCUGUUUUUUUAAAUCAUGUUUAAAUCUUUGUAAUUUUGGAAUUAUGAGCAAAAUUUUGGACGGACAAUAAAAAGGAGGGACGUACCUGUCA
This is a messenger RNA of Anguilla rostrata (American eel), 7689 nucleotides long. Its product is annotated as serine/threonine-protein kinase MRCK beta-like. Gene Ontology annotation, cellular component: cytoskeleton; cytoplasm. The transcript has 37 exons. NCBI's taxonomy places the organism in Eukaryota, Metazoa, Chordata, Actinopteri, Anguilliformes, Anguillidae. Bases 654 to 6002 code for a protein of 1782 amino acids. Gene Ontology annotation, biological process: peptidyl-threonine phosphorylation; actomyosin structure organization. The record is from RefSeq and is a predicted model, not a curated record. Gene Ontology annotation, molecular function: protein serine/threonine kinase activity; ATP binding.